Messenger RNA from Acanthoscelides obtectus, 1712 nucleotides. Lineage: Eukaryota; Metazoa; Arthropoda; Insecta; Coleoptera; Chrysomelidae. The record is from the annotation of a GenBank genome assembly.
GGAAAAACGGCGGGAAAACUCUUUAAACUUAGGUUAUACAAAUUUUACUUUAGAGAAAUUUGAAUAUAUUUGCUUCAAUUUUUGAAAUUUUCUCUGCCUAGUGAAACACUUUCAUCACUUCCCUGAUUUAAAAUUUAAAUAGGGUAAACAUGGAUACAACCGCAGGAAGGAGAAAAAUCAGGAAAAUCGAAAAAGAUCCUGAAGGUGACUUUUAUCCCCAUGAUGUAAAUAUGUACAUUGAACCCCCAGCAACUAUUGUUCAAUUAGCAGAAUUUGAAGAAUUAGCUUUAGAAAGGCUCCAACUUCUCAGAGUAAUAGAGCAGGCAUCAUUGAAGGGUUCUAAACCAUAUAGCGAAGAAUGGAAAAAGACUAUCAAAGAGGAUUUGUCAAAAAUUGGUUUGAAAAAGUAUAUUAGGUUGAUGAGUGGAUAUAAUGGGACUAAUGACCAAGAUAAUCAAGCAAGACGAGCUGAUCAUAUAUCACACUUCAUCUUAAGACUUGCCUACUGUCGAUCAGAGGAUCUGAGGAGAUGGUUUAUCAGCAAAGAAAUGGAUUGGUUCAAAAUUAAAUUCCUUGCACAGACCCCUCAAGGGGUUAUGGAUUUUUUGAAAGUCAACAAUUUAACAUAUAGGCCUAUCUCUGAAGAGGAGAAGAGUUUGAAAAAGAAUGAACUUGUCACAUCCACACCAGGUGUUACAGAUGUAUCUGUAGAUGCAACAGAUUUUUACAAAGUCCCUUUUACUGAUGUCUUAUUAUUAGUUAAAAAUAGGAGGGUUCAUGUAACAAAAGGAUAUGCUUAUAUUCCUACACAAGACCUUGUGGUUUGCAUCCAAACAAAAUUCAGGGCCAAACUCAGCGAAGCAUUGAAUGUGAGUAAAACUAUCUACAACCACAGGCUACCAUACCUAGAUGACGAAAGAAUCAACUCCUUGCUUUCUAACUUGCACAAUAUGUACACUGGAAAGUCUUAUGUGAUAGAUGAAAAUGAUACUGAACAUAUUGAUCCUGCACACUUAGAUGCUUACGCAAAGAAGCAAUUCCCUUUGUGUAUGAGGCACUUACACGAGGUACUGAGGACUCAGCAUCACUUAAAACACAAGGGACGACUUACAUAUGGAUUGUUUUUGAAAGGAAUAGGUCUGUCUUACGAAGACGCAAUGGAUUUUUGGCGUCAAGAAUUCACGAAAAAGUUGGACUCGGACAAAUUCGAGAAACAAUAUGCCUACAAUAUCAAACAUACAUAUGGCAAAGUAGGCAACAUGACGAAUUACUCACCUUACAGCUGCGUCAAAAUCAUCACAGACUCUGUGGGGCCUGGGGAACACCAUGGAUGUCCUUUCAAACAUUGGGAUGCUUCAGUGGUUAAACAGAAAUUAGUGGAGCACGGGAUAGGCGCAGAAGGUGUUACUUCUGUCAUGGAUUUGGUCACAAAUGGGCAUUACCAGAUUGCUUGUACCAAAUACUUUGAAUAUGUCCAUGGUCAAGCACCUUCAACAACUAUAAACCAUCCUAAUCAGUACUUCCAAGAAAGCAUUAAUUUAGCCAAAGAAAAGUCAUCUAGGAAGAACUAACAGUUUUUUUUGUUUUUAUUAAUUUUUAUAUUUAAUAUUUUCAAUGUUAAUGGUUUUACUAUUUAUAGGAUACGUAAUCGUAGUUCUUUUACAAAAUCGUGAUAUGCGUUAUUUUAUAAUAAAAACUAUUUUGAAUCAACA